AUGAGCAGACAAUCGUUCUGCGCCUCUGACAAUGCCGCGAUAAGACUCGCGUGUCUCUGCGCGGGACAAGGUCCGUCCAAACUGAUUCAUGUUCGCCCAGAAGAGCUGACACCGUCCUCCGAGAAGCUCUCCGAACCGACAUCCAAGGCUUCAAGUUCAGCUAGACUGUCCAACACAGCUGAAGGGAUGGUGCUGGCGGCGCUGCUGGUGGCGACCCUGGCGGCCGCGGCGGCAGGCUCCAGGCUGGAUGAGUACCUGCUGCCCAGCAGCGUGGUGCCGCUGCGCUACGAGCUCCGCCUCGCGCCCUACCUCGACUCCGGCAACUUCACCUUCGACGGCGAGGUGACGAUCCGGGUGCGCGCGGCCGAGCGCACCUCCACGGUGACGCUUCACCGCAACGACACAACCGUGGACGAGGCCUCGGUGCGCGUCAGCCCGGCGGACUCAGGCGCGGCGCUGGGCGUCGUGGCGCAGGACUACGACGCCGUCCACCACUUCCACCGCAUCUCGCUGAACGGCUCGCUGACCCCGGGCCAGGAGUACGACGUGCACCUCGCGUACCGCGGCCACCUGCGCGACGACAUGCAGGGGCUGUUCCGCAGCUCCUACGUGGACGGCGCCGGCGAGACGAGGUGGCUGGCGGCGACGCACUUCCAGCCAUGCCGGGCGCGCAGGGCGUUCCCGAGCUUCGACGAGCCGGCGCUGAAGGCGCGCUUCAAGGUCAGCAUCGCGAGGACCCCGGACCGGCGCGCCCUCUCCAACAUGCCCGUGGUCAGCGUCUCCGAGCCGGACCCCAAGUUCGGCGGCAUGAUCUGGGACGAGUUCGCUGAGACGCCCAUGCCGCUGUCCACCUACCUGAUGGCCUUCGUCGUGUCCGACUUCACCAACCUGACGGCGGACAGCCGCCUGAGCCUGUGGCAGAGACAGGACGCGCUCUCGCAGGCGUCGUACGGCGCCUCCGUCAGCCCGGACAUCCUGCGGACCCUGGAGAACUACACGGACCUGCACUUCUUCCUGCCCAAGAUGGACGAGGUGGCCGUGCCGGACUACCAGUCGGGCGCCACGGAGCAGUGGGGCCUCGUCACCUACAGGGAGAGACUGAUCCUGUACAAGGAAGGCGUGUCGACGUCCUCCCACAAGCAGGCCAUCGCGCUCGUCAUAGCGCACGAGUUCACGCACAUGUGGUUCGGGAACCUGGUCAGCCCCAAGUGGUGGAGCUACCUGUGGCUCAGCGAGGGCUUCGCCAAGUACUUCGAGUACUUCGCCCUGGCCGAGGUGGAGCCGGACUGGCGCCUGGAGGAGCAGUUCGUGCUGGCCUGCGUGAGGGCUGCCCUGACCGCGGACAGCUCCGGCUCGUCGCACCCCAUGACGGUGGAGGUGGCCGACCCCGACGAGAUCAGCGCCAUCUUCGACACCAUCUCCUACCAGAAAGCUGCCUCGGUGAUACGGAUGAUGAAGCACUUCGUGUCUCCGGAGACUUUCCGCAGAGGCCUCACCAGAUACCUGACGGCAGUGGGCAACAGCAGCGCCGAGCCAGACGACUUGUUCGCGGCGAUGGACGCGCAGUUGCACGAGGACGGCGGUGACCCCGGGGUGGACGUGAAGGUCAUCAUGCACACUUGGACGCUGCAGGCGGGCUACCCGCUGCUCACAGUCACCAGGGACUACGUCAGCGGCCAGGUCACCGUGUCGCAGGAGAGGUUCCUGCUGCAGCCGGGGAACGGCUCCGACGCGGGCAACUCCUCGUGGUGGGUGCCGCUCACCUACACCAGCGGCUCCGAGCUGGACUUCCAGAGCACCGCCCCCCGGGCCUGGCUGCCGGCCGGCGGGGACAGCAUCUCCCUGGCCCUCAGCGUCGCCCCCUCCGACUGGCUGCUGCUCAACGUGCAGCAGACAGGCUUCUACCGGGUGAACUACGACGAGCGCAACUGGCGGCUGCUGGCGGCGCAGCUGGGGCGGGUCCCCCCGGUGAGCCGCGCCCAGCUGCUGGACGACUCCCUGGCCCUGGCGCGCGCCGGGCGGCUCGGCUACCCCGCGGCCCUCGAGCUGCUGCGCUUCCUGGAGCAGGAGACGGACUACGUGCCCUGGAACUCCGCGCUGAACGGCCUGGCCUUCCUGGAGAAGAGGAUGCGCGGCGCGCCCGAGUACCACUACCACGCCUUCAAGACGUACCUGCUGAAGCUGCUGGCGAGGGUGUACGCGACACUCGGCUUCGACGAGCGAGAGGACGACGACCACGUGACCAGGCUGAACAGGAACCAGGUGGUCACGUGGGUGUGUCGCCUGGACGAGUGGACGUGCGUGAACAGGUCCAGGGAGCUGUUCUCCAGGCACAUGCGGGAUCCCGACAGCAACACGAUCGCCCCCGACUUGAAGCAGGCAGUCUACUGCACGGCGCUGCGCCACGGCGGCGAGGCGGAGUGGCAGUUCCUGUGGGACAAGUUCCUGGCGCACCACGACGUGUCCACGGAGCAGACGCUCAUCCUGGGCGUGAUGGGCUGCACCGCCAACGAGACACUGGCCCACAGGUUCAUGUUGAUGUCUCUGUCGAGAACUUCAGGUAUUCGUCAGCAAGACCUGUCUUUGGUGUUCCCAUCCGUCUACAAUGCUCACGAGCAAGGUGUAGACUUUGCCAUCAACUUCCUCAUACAGUACCACAGGAACAUAAGUGCCUUCCACAACAGUGAUAAUGCUGUCACCAGCUUUUUGUCCUCUUUGGCUUCAAUAAUUACGAGACCAGAUCAACUUACUAAGCUGCAGCAGUUCGCGAACGGCACGGGCAGCUACUCGGGAGCGGCGGGGGUGGCCUGGCAGCGCUCGGCGGAGCAGAACCUUGCGUGGCUGUCGACGCACGGGGACGCCGUCGCCUUGUUCGCCCGACGCCAGCAGCUCCGCCUGUCCGGCGCGCUGCGGCCCGAGUCGUACCGCCUAAAGGUGCGGGCCCUCGACGACUCCACCUUCGCCGGCGAGGUGACGGCGGCGGUGGUCGCGGCCCGGCCCACGGACCGCGUGACGCUGCACGCCAGGGACCUGGUCCUCACGGAGGCCUCCGUGCGCGCCCAGGGGCGGGCCUUGGAGGUGCAGGUCACCACGGUGGACCAGGAGGCGCAGCUGCUGGACCUGAAGCUGGCGGAGAGCCUGCAGCCCGGCGUGAGGUACGAGGUCUCCGUCCGCUACGUCGGCCAGCUGCGCGACGACCUGGCGGGCUUCUACCGCAGCCACUACGAGGAGGGCGGCCAGAAGAGGUGGCUGGCGACCACGCAGUUCCAGCCGACACACGCGCGCAAGGCCAUGCCGUGCUUCGACGAGCCGGCGCUGAAGGCCACCUUCCAGGUGACCAUCGGUCGGCCGGCGGGCCUCCGGUCCAUCAGCAACGCGGCGCUCAACUUCUCCGUCGCAGACGCCGACAACGCCACGGUGUGGGACCACUACGAGGAGACGCCAGCCAUGUCCACCUACCUGCUGGCCUUCGCGGUGUCGGACUUCGAGAAGCUGAGCUCGGCGGAGGGCAACAUGAGCGUGUGGGUGCGGCCCGGGGCCAGGCUCCAGGCGCGCUACGCCCUCUCCGUCAGCCAGCCCCUGCUGACGGCCCUGGAGCGCUUCGCGGGGAGCGCCUACCAGCUGCCCAAGAUGGACCAGCUGGCAGUGCCGGACUUCUCCUUCGGCGCCAUGGAGAACUGGGGGCUCGUCACCUACAGGGAGAGACGGCUGCUGUUCGACGAGCGGGCGUCGACCACGGCCGACAGGCAGAGUAUCGCCACCAUCAUCGCGCACGAGUUCUCGCACCAGUGGUUCGGCAACCUGGUCACCAUGUCCUGGUGGACCUACCCCUGGCUCAACGAGGGCUUCGCCACCUACUGCGAGUACUUCGUGGCCGCCAAGGUGAUGACGGACUGGCGCCUGGAGGAUCAGUUCGUGGUGCAGGUCCUCCAGAACGCCCUGGCCUUCGACGCGCUCGACAGCUCCCGCCCCAUGAACUACGAGGUCGCGACGCCCACGGAGAUAAGCUCCGUCUUCGACACCAUCACCUACGAUAAAGCUGGCUCUGUCAUUCGGAUGAUGGAACAUUUUAUUACUACUGACGUUUUCCAAAACGGUCUCAAGCGAUACCUCAAUAAUCGAGCCUAUGAUGUCUCUGAGCCUGACCAGCUCUAUGCGUCGCUGCAAGCUCAACUAAACGAGUCCGACACUGCGUACAUAAACGUGAAAGAAGUCAUGGAUACGUGGACCAACCAGAAAGGAUACCCCGUGGUCACGGUGACCAGGGACUACGAGGCAGGCACCGCUUCCGUAAAGCAGGAGCGCUUCCUGCUGAAGCGUGGCUCGGACCAGCACAGCUACAAGUGGUGGGUGCCUCUCAGCUACACGUCAGGGGACAAGGCUGACUUCCAGACGACUGUCCCCACCGCGUGGCUAGGGCCGACCCAGGACGAGCUAGUCCUGCAGAGUGUGGCUUCAAGCGAAGACUGGGUCCUCUUCAAUGUCCAGCAGACUGGCUUCUACCGGGUGAACUACGACGAGCGCAACUGGCGGCUGCUGGCGGCGCAGCUGGCGGGGCCCGGCGCGGGGCGGGUCCCCCCGGUGAGCCGCGCCCAGCUGCUGGAUGAUGCCCUCGCCCUGGCGCGCUCCGGGAGACUCGGCUACCCCGCGGCCCUCGAGCUGCUGCGCUGCCUGGAGCAGGAGACGGACUACGUGCCCUGGAACUCCGCGGUCUGGGCCCUGCGCUUCCUGGACGGCCGGCUGCAGGGCGCGCCGGCCGAGGACUACCGCCUCUUCCAGGCCUACGUGCUGAAACUGCUCGGCCCCGCGUACGACUCGCUGGGCUUCGAAGUGAGGACCACGGACAGCCACGCCACCAAGCUCCUGAGGAGGAGCGUGCUCUCGCUGGCGUGCGAGCUGGACCACGGAGACUGCGUCGCCAGGGCCACCGGCAUCUUCUCCGGCCUCAUGGCAGACGAGAACACCACGGUCGCGGCGGACGUGGCCAGCACGGUGUACUGCACGGCUCUGAGGAAGGGCAGCGCCACGGAGUGGGACUUCCUGUGGGCGCGCUACAACGCCUCUGACGUCAGCUCCGAGCAGGUGGCGCUGCUGGGAGCCCUGGGCUGCUCCGCUGACCAGGCCGUCAUCACCAGGUACCUGCAGAUGUCCAUUACAGAGGACUCAGGGAUACGGAAGCAGGACGCAGCGAGCGUGUUCGCCGCCGUCUACAGCAACGCCGCCGGCGUGGACCUCGCUCUGGACUUCCUCGUCGACAACUACGAGAGGAUCUCCGAGUUCUACGGGGCCAUGAGCUCCGUCGGUAACAUCAUAGUGGGCAUCGCGGCCAGGAUCUCCACGCAGCAGCAAGCAGAGAAACUGAGAAGCUUCAUCGAGACCAACGAGGCCGGACUCGGGAGUGCGGCGCUGCCGUCGAGGAACGCCCUGGAGACGGUGGACGAGAACCUGGCGUGGCUAGACACCCACGGCGCGACCAUAGUAGUGUGGCUGGCCGAGGAGGCUUCUCCCGCCUCGAGUACGACCACAGCGCCAUCGGCCAGCACCUCCGGACAACUGCUUCCUCACAUCAGCAUGUUAGCUUCCGCAGCUGUCAGCAUGCUGGUGCAUUCCAGUUCGUGUAUUUUAUGUUAAAGCCCUUCAAAAAUAAAAGUUUUUAUUAGUAUUGUUUAGCA
Bacillus rossius redtenbacheri is the source of this 5672-nucleotide messenger RNA. RefSeq lists its product as uncharacterized. Gene Ontology annotation, biological process: proteolysis; peptide catabolic process. NCBI's taxonomy places the organism in Eukaryota, Metazoa, Arthropoda, Insecta, Phasmatodea, Bacillidae. The transcript is spliced from 29 exons. Gene Ontology annotation, molecular function: metalloaminopeptidase activity; zinc ion binding; peptide binding. Gene Ontology annotation, cellular component: cytoplasm. The record is from RefSeq and is a predicted model, not a curated record. The coding region runs from base 1 to 5631 and encodes 1876 amino acids.